This is a messenger RNA of Ictalurus furcatus (blue catfish), 4348 nucleotides long. It is a transcript of the gene mcm4, whose product is annotated as minichromosome maintenance complex component 4. The transcript is spliced from 17 exons. Gene Ontology annotation, molecular function: single-stranded DNA helicase activity; single-stranded DNA binding; ATP binding. NCBI's taxonomy places the organism in Eukaryota, Metazoa, Chordata, Actinopteri, Siluriformes, Ictaluridae. The record is from RefSeq and is a predicted model, not a curated record. Gene Ontology annotation, cellular component: nucleus; MCM complex. Gene Ontology annotation, biological process: mitotic DNA replication initiation; DNA strand elongation involved in DNA replication; DNA replication. Bases 523 to 3060 code for a protein of 845 amino acids.
UGGAAAACCAGACAGAAAAAAAAACAAACAAAAGUUUAAAUCAACAGAAGUUUAUAACUCCUACAGUAUACUGGAAUACACUUUCAUUCGACAGAACUGUCUGCCUUGUUUGUGGGCUGCCUGGUCACGUGACGUAAUCCCAGCCGUGGCCUUUUCCCGCGAACAUCUCGGAAGAAACCAUUUGUCGUGGGGGGGCGGGUCUUCUGUCUAUUUUUCUUUUUACUGCUUGAAAAACAUCACUUGGAUUAUAAACGGCGUAAGACUGUUUUCAACAAUAUAACUGAAAAUAUAAUUCGAGACACACAUUGUGUAGUGACGUGUAUAUUUAUAAUAAUAAUAAUAAUUUAAAAAAAAAAAAAACAACACCCAGACAAGGUUGAUGGUUCCCCCUGUCGAUGACGUAGCGCUGCCGAGGUUUCUGAUUGGUCUGUAUUUCCGCGCGAAAAUCACGUCACGUGAGCGAUUUCGCGCCACACGCUGUGGUAUUUUGGAAAAAGCCUCCAAAACGCGAGCAGUCGAAAGAUGUCUUCACCGUCAUCCAGUGCACGGAAGCGCGGCAGGAGCAGCAACCCGUCGACUCCUGCUAGCGAUGGCCCCCAGACCCCACGAGUCCGUGGAUCCCAGGAGUCUUCAACAGGAGAGUUACAGCCCAUGCCCACCUCCCCUGGCACGGACAUGCAGAGCCCCGUCCCUCAGGACACCUCUCUCUUCUCCAGCCCUGUGCCCCGCCCCUCAGUCCCACAGAGCGAACCGGACAUGAGCUCUCCGCUGAUUUACGACACGCCCAGCCGCGGGACUCCGGCUCGUCAAAGAGCCGACCUGGGAUCUGUCAGGAAGGCGCCGCAGGUGGACCUGAACUCCGAGCCGCCCUCGGGGGACGUGGCGGUGGCCAGCGAGCAAAAUGCCGGCCAGAGACUUGUCAUCUGGGGCACCGACGUCAACGUGGGAACAUGCAAGGAGAAGUUUCAGCGGUUCCUGCAGCGAUUUAUCGACCCCACAUCACGGGAGGAUGAGAACGCGAGCCUGGAUCUGAACGAGCCUUUGUACAUGCAGAAACUGGACGAGAUCAGCGUUGUCGGGGAACCCGUGUUGAACGUGAACUGCGGCCAUAUUCAGGCUUUUGAUGCCGAUCUGUACCGUCAGCUCAUCUGCUAUCCUCAGGAAGUAAUUCCGACGUUCGACAUGGCGGUCAACGAGCUGUUCUUCGAACGCUUCCCAGAUUCCGUCCUGGAGCACCAAAUCCAAGUGCGUCCCUACAACGCCCUGAAAACCCGGAACAUGCGCAGCCUCAACCCCGAGGACAUCGAUCAGCUCAUCACCAUCAGCGGCAUGGUGAUCCGCACGUCCCAGCUCAUCCCGGAGAUGCAGGAAGCGUUUUUCCGCUGCCAGGUCUGCGCCUUCAGCACGCGGGUCGAGGUGGACCGGGGCCGCAUCGCCGAGCCCGCCGUGUGCAGGAACUGUAACACCACGCACAGUUUGGCGCUGGUGCACAACCGCUCCAUGUUCUCCGACAAACAGAUGAUCAAGCUGCAGGAGUCGCCGGAGGACAUGCCUGCCGGUCAGACCCCCCACACCACCGUGGUGUACGCCCACAACGACCUGGUGGACAAAGUGCAGCCUGGAGAUCGUAUCAACAUCACCGGAAUCUACCGAGCUGCCCCCAUGCGCAUAAACCCACGUCAGAGCCAGGUGAAGGCGGUGUACAAGACCCACAUAGACGCCAUCCACUUCCGCAAGACAGACGAGCGGCGUCUGCACGGGCUGGACGAGGAGAACGGGCAGAAGCUCUUCACCGAGGAGCGCAUCGCCACGCUCAAAGGGCUCGCCAACAAGCCAGAUAUCUACGAGCGCCUCUCGUCGGCCCUCGCGCCCAGCAUCUACGAGCACGAGGACAUCAAGAAGGGAAUCCUGCUGCAGCUGUUCGGUGGCACGCGUAAAGACUUCAGCCAGACGGGGCGCGGCAACUUCCGUGCUGAGGUCAACAUCCUGCUGUGCGGAGACCCGGGUACGAGUAAAUCUCAGCUGCUGCAGUACGUCUACAACCUGGUGCCUCGCGGUCAGUACACGUCGGGUAAAGGCUCGAGCGCUGUGGGUCUCACAGCCUACGUGAUGAAGGACCCGGAGACACGGCAGCUGGUACUGCAGACCGGCGCGCUCGUCCUCAGUGACAACGGCGUGUGCUGCAUUGACGAAUUCGACAAGAUGAGCGACAGCACGCGCUCUGUGCUGCACGAGGUCAUGGAGCAGCAGACGCUCUCCAUCGCCAAGGCUGGGAUCAUUUGUCAGCUCAAUGCACGGACCUCGGUCCUGGCAGCAGCCAAUCCCGUGGAGUCUCAGUGGAACCCCAAGAAAACGACGAUCGAGAACAUCCAGCUCCCUCACACACUCCUGUCCAGGUUUGAUCUGAUCUUCCUGAUGCUGGACCCUCAGGACGAGGUGUACGACAGACGCCUGGCGCAUCACCUGGUCUCUCUGUACUACCAGAGCGAGGAGCAGAUCGAGGAGGAGUACCUGGACAUGGCCGUGCUGAAGGACUACAUCGCUUACGCCCGCACCUACAUCAACCCCCGACUGAAUGAAGAAGCCAGCCAGGCGCUUAUCGAGGCCUACGUGGACAUGAGGAAGAUCGGCAGCGGCAGGGGGAUGGUGUCCGCUUAUCCCCGGCAGCUGGAGUCGCUGAUCCGACUUGCCGAGGCUCACGCCAAAGUGCGCUUCUCCAACAAGGUGGAGACCAUCGACGUGGAGGAGGCGAAGAGACUGCACCGAGAGGCGCUGAAACAGUCGGCCACUGAUCCCCGGACAGGAUUCGUAGACAUCUCCAUCCUCACUACAGGUAUGAGUGCGACGGCACGAAAGCGCAAGGAGGAAGUGGCUCAGGCUCUAAAGAAGCUCAUCCUGUCUAAAGGCAAAACGCCAGCCAUGAAGUACCAGCAGUUGUUUGAUGAUCUGCGCGGCCAGUCCGAGGCUGCCAUCACCAAGGACAUGUUUGAGGAGGCGCUCCGAGCUCUCACGGACGAGGACUUUUUAACGGUCACGGGGAAAACCGUGCGCCUGCUGUAAAUACUGCACUUGUGAUGAAUUCCUCUCCUUGACCUAUCUGUAGAGCAAUUAUUAUUAUUAAUAACAAUGUUCAUAUAUAUGAAGACCCGUUGUUGGUGUUGGUGGUGGUGUUGUUGUUUUUUGCUAAUAAAAUGUGUUGCCUAGCCAUAUGACUUCAUUUUGUUCUUUUUUUUCCUUUCCGAGUUUACGUUUAAAAUAAAGCGAGUGUGUAGUUAGUGGGAAGAACGUGAUUUGAUUUCAUGCGUGCGGUCCUUUAUGGCCGUUACGUUCAUCCUUAGUUUCUGCCUGGACACUUGUGGUGGUCCAGAUUGGACUGCUAAUUUGUUACAGAAAUGUAUUUGCAUGAAAUGGCUGUUGAAGCUAGUAUGGCGAAUCGGCGAAAUCACAAUUGCAGGUAAUUUUUCCGCACUGUCUUUUUGUAACGAUGUUUGUCAGUAAACGAGAGCUUUUUAGCUGUACUCAUGUUCGAUGCAUAGAAACUGUGGUAGUUUUUACAAAAAAAACGCAGGUUCCGAAUUCAUUUCUGCAAUACCGAAACAAAUGGUUAACGUGAGCUAGCUGGUGUCACAGAUGUUAUGUAAAUUAUUAUUUUAUUUAUGGGGGGAGGAAUCAUCUUCGGCGUGGUAACAUUAACUUCGCGUCCUGUAUUUGAGACCAUGAAACGCUGUGGUUCCAAACCAUCUCUGUGACUAUACCCUUACUCUUGCUCUCCUGAUUCUCCAAACAUCUUACUUCUGGUGACGCUGAAGCAUUUUAAUCUUCCAGAAGAGGUUUACAUUAAUGACUUUCUGUAAAUGGCCUCUCGCGUCACGUUUAAAUCCCUUGCGUAUAAAACGCAAUGCCUCGUAGCUGCGUAGUCAUCCCGGUCAUACGCCUGAAUCGAAACUCUCCUAAUGUGAUACGAUAUUAACGUUUAUUAGCGCUUAUUAAAUUAUCGUUAUGUAUUGUUUGUCUUUUUUGUUCCCCCCCCCCCCCCGUGAUAACUUGUUUUGAUUGUUUACAUUUCGAUCCUGCUACGUUACGCCUCGUCCUCGUUCCUGCGUGGAACAACUUUAAGCUUAACUUUUUUUUUUUUUUUUUUUUAAACGCUCUUCAUUAGCUAUUUUUUGUGGGUUUUUUUUUUGUUUGUUUGUUUAUUGAAAUUUAUUUUAGUUAACGUUUUACGGAAGGAGUCUCGAGCGUCGGUCGAAGUUUUCCGACAUCUUUGUGAGAGACGAGACGGAAGAGAAGAGUAUGCGUUGUGGGUUCUCGGUAACAGUGUCUGGUGCAAGACUGAGAUAUAUAGAUA